AUGGCGCUCCCUCCGCAGCUGCGUCCCUUUGCCAUCGGCGACUCGCAGGCGCCGCACUGUCUCGAGCUCUACCUCGACUUCACCUGCCCCUUCAGCGCCAAGCAGCUCCGCGGCGUCGACACGCACCUGCUGCCGCUCGUCAUGCCCGGCGGCCAGUACGCGGGCAAGGUGCGCGUGCUGCUGCGCCCCUACCCGCAGCCGUGGCACAGCACGGCGCCGCUGCUCUGCGAAGCAGCCGUGGCCGUGGCGCGCCUGGCAGCGCCGCGCGGCAGCGGCAAGGACUACGACGCCGAGUGGACGAAGCUGUGCAACGCCGACGACAAUGCGGCGUGGGUGUUUGCGCGCAAGCUCAUGGAGGUGCAGGAGAGCUACUUUGACGGCCCGGCGCGCAACAAGAAUGCGGACCAGAUCCGCGCAGAGAUGGCCUCGCUCGUCAUCUCGUCGCUGGGCGAGGCGCCGCGCGUGCACACGGGCCGUCCGCUGCUGCAGGCGCCCGAGAAGGGCCUGCCGCUGGGCCAGGCCAUCAAGAACCUGCUGCGCGUCGAGAAGGAGGGCAACGCCGGUAGCGCGUGUGUGUCUGACGUCAAGUGGUGUGUCAAGAUGGGCCGGCAGAACGGCAUCCACGUCACGCCGACGGCUGUCUGGGACGGUCUCGUCAACGGCAGCAUCGGCAGCUCCUUUGGCGCCGACGAGUGGAAGGAGUUCCUCGCCAAGGAGAUUGGCAACGAGCCCUGA
Tilletiopsis washingtonensis is the source of this 735-nucleotide messenger RNA. RefSeq lists its product as hypothetical. NCBI's taxonomy places the organism in Eukaryota, Fungi, Basidiomycota, Exobasidiomycetes, Entylomatales. The transcript has 6 exons. Bases 1 to 735 code for a protein of 244 amino acids. The record is from RefSeq and is a predicted model, not a curated record.